Molecule: messenger RNA, 5904 nt
Organism: Monodelphis domestica (gray short-tailed opossum)
Lineage: Eukaryota; Metazoa; Chordata; Mammalia; Didelphimorphia; Didelphidae
Gene: PRR35
Product: proline rich 35
Source: RefSeq, a predicted model, not a curated record
CGAGGACUAGAUGGGUCUCUGGGCACGGUGCGGUGCCCACGUACGGCUAGAGGCCAGGGCUGCCAAUGGACAGGAGGCUGACGCUGAAAACUGAGGGAGGGAGAGGAGGGGCUGGGGGCCCUGGAAGGCACUCAGUUUCCAACUCUGCUGCUCGCCAGGUUCUUCCUUAACCCUCCGCGCCCCAGUUCUGCGGCUGCUGCAGUCUGGGAAAGAGGCAUCAAGAGAAUUUCUUGCUCCGGCACCACUUGAAAGGGGCAGCCGGGAGCCAGAGACACACAAGAAGCAGGAGAACUGCGGAGGGAGGAGAAGUUUGAGCGCGGGGCAGGUGCUAGUCCGCCGGGGUUCGGCGGCCGGGGGGCCGGCCGGGGUGGGCUUUCUCGGCGGGUUCUGAAGUUGGUGCGCUUCUUCCCUCCCCCCGAGUUGCCACCCGGCCCCUGGCUGGGAGCGGAGAAGCAUGUGAUGGCGUCUUCCAUAUAGGGGCAGGCACGGCACCAGACCGCCCUGCAGAGGCCCUAAGGCCACACUCCCAGACAAUAUAUACCUAGUGCUCCAGCCCAACCGCUCCUCACUCGCUCGCUGGCGAGAAGCACAGGAGCCUGGCAGAGCGCACGCAGCCGGAGCCGGAGCCGAACCCGAGCCCGAGCCUGAGCCGCCCGCCCAGCCGACUGCCCAGGGGAAGGAGGGAGGGGCUCUGAGCCGGGAGGGCAGGCCCAGGGGGAACUCAGGUGGCCCAUGAUCUCCAGGGAGACCUCUUAGUAGAAAGCUUUGCUGCCUGCUGCCAUGUCCAAGGAGGUGGGGAGCUGCCGUCUGGGCGCCGCAUACAAGCCCAAGGAGCGCAAGCCCAAAAAGCCCCACUACAUCCCGAGGCCCUGGGGCAAGCCGUACAACUACAAGUGUUUCCAGUGUCCCUUCACCUGCAUGGAGAAGUCGCACCUGUACAACCACAUGAAGUACAGCCUCUGCAAGAACUCCUUGUCCCUGCUCAUCGACUCCUCGGACUGGGCCUACAAGAAGGGCCACCUCCUGCAGCCUGAACUGCGGCUCUUCCCAGCCUCUGAGGGAGCCCGGGGCCUGCCCAAGGGGGACCCUUCUGAGCCAGCCCCGCCUAAGCGGCCAAAGGCAGGACCUAGGCUAGGGGACAGCUCCCCGGCAGAGCCACCCAGUGAGGACGGGGGAGCUUUCCCGGAGGAGGAGGAAGAGGAGGAAGUAGCAGGUGGACUUUUGAGGGCUAUGGACCCCAGUGAAGGUAGGAAGUCUGGGGCCCCAGCUGAGGCUGAUAUGGGAGCCCUGCUCUUUGGGUUCAAAGACAAAGGCAGGGAGCCAGAGCCCGACUUUAUCAUCACUGACGUCUUCUCCCUCCGGAAUGCCGGGAACAGGGGCCGGGAGCCACCCUCGCCAGAGGCUGAUCCCAAGCCAAAGGGAGGAAGGGCACCUAAGAAAUCCCUGAGCUCUGGUGGGCUUCUUAUGGAACAAUGGAGGCUGGUGGCUGGAGGCCAGAAGAGCAGAGCCAGUGUAGAUCUGUCCCCAAUGAGCACUGAGGGCAGUGGCAUUAUCCCUUGCUACCCACCUCCAGCUUAUAGUGAUUAUCAGGAAGCCCAGGGCCUCAACCUGUCCCUUUUGGGCAUCAAUUACCCCCUGAGCCCUGGGCUCUUCUCUUACCUGGGGCCCACCCUGGCCACGGGAGCUGCUGCCACUCAUGCCCCCAUAACCCAGAUGCCCUUUUUGGCAUCCGCUGCUCAACUCUUGCCCCCACCAGCUACGGCCACUGCAACGGCCACCCCUUUCCAGGCUCUCCAAGGUCCUGACCGUUCAGCUUUCCUCCCACGAUUCUACUACCCACUGCUAUUUGAGCAUGCCCUUGGAACACCCAGUGGGAAAGCUGCAGAGACCCAAGCUGCCCCAGCAAACCUUGCCCUCCCAACAAAGACACCAGGGGAGAUGCCCCCUGCUCUAGGGCUCCUCAAGGUGCCCAUGUCCAAAGCAGUUGCAUCCUGGCCCCGGAGCUCUCGUCGGGACCCAGUCCAGGAGGUGGAGCUCAAAGCGGGCCCUCCAGGGACUAAGGAGGAAGAGGAAGAGGAAGAGGAAGAAGACGGGUGUAGGGGUUUCCAGAAGGAAGGCACCGGACCAGAGAUCUACCGAAGCCUGCUUGGGCCUGGCUCCAGGAAGGCCCACGGGACCCUGGCUAGCCCCUCGGCCACCAUGAGCACUCCGAAGAGGAAGUCCUUUUUUGGGAGUGGACUUGACUUCUUGAAGGAUCCUUCAGGUGUGGACAGCCUUCCAUUGGGGAAGUUUGACUACCAGAGGAGUGUGCCGCCUGCUACGCCCCUGCUCUCCUGGCCCAAGGACUCUGAUACCGUUAGUUCUGAGGCUGCUUCCCCUGGGCUUCCAGCACUGGAUGGACCCCCCGGUAAACAAGCCCAGGGGUACAAGCCAGUGAGCCCAGGCCCCAUCGGAGAGGACCUGUCCAAGGCCCUGGGAGACUACGAGAAAGUGGAGAGACGGCUGGGGCAGCUAGCUCCAGCAGGUGGUCCCCCUCAGGGGCCCCUUCGGGAACAGCUGGGAAAGAUCCGUCGGGAGCUUUACCACAUUCACCAGGCCCUGGAGAAGGCAACCAGGCCUCCGGAGGGGCCCCUUGACCUGUCUGUGAAGCGGGUGCCAGACAAAGGGCCAUCGCCUGCUGGGCUGGAGCUGGAGGAAGGUGGCUGGGAGGAGCCUGGGUUGGAGGCCACCAAGACACCCUUGGAUCUGCUGCUACUGCAGCUAGGCCAGCCAGAGGGGAGACAAGGCUCCUCAGAGUCCCCUGGUGUGCCCAUUACAGUUCUACCCCCUGCACUGGCAACAGAGUCUUUCUAUGGCCAUACCACUAAAUGUGAGGCAGAUUCCAGUGUCUUACUGGGUGCUGAUGGGAGAGCUCCUGGAGGGACUGGGGCCACCCCAGGGGGCCCCCAGCUUCUGGGUCCUGAGGAAGGGCCUCUAGGUGGUUGGGGUGGGGGACCCCGAAGUGGAAUGGGGGUCCUUCCUGGGGACCCAGAAGCGACAUGUCUCCAUAGCCCUGAGAACACUGAAGUCUGACCUGGUCUCCCCCUUCCUCAUCUUCCAAACUACCCUGGACUUAUAUAUCUUGUCCAACUUCCCUGUCUCAGUCCCAGAAAAUGGAUCUCAAAUCAGGGAGAUUUCCCAGUGGAUACCAAAGCCCUCGAUAUUUUCCCUCCUGGGGCUAUUAAUCAGGGAAGGGAUGAAAACAGAACCCCUGGGGAGGAGACAACGAUGUCCCUCAGGAACCAAAGACUCAGUAUUUUGCUGGACUGGGGUGCAUCUCCCCCCUUUACCAUCUGAGUCCCCAGGAGAAAGGGCUCUGGCAGAAGUCAUUCCUUCCUUCCAGAAAGGUCAAGAUCCCCUUGGGCAUUACCCUCUGGAGAAUCCUAUUUUAGGUGGACCACCCCGAUUAUAACCACUUCAUUACUCUAAUUUUCAGCCCUGUAACUCUUGCUGGAGCCCCCAGCCCCAAAUGAUGAGAGCCCUGGACACCAUCCAAACUAUACCCUUGUCCCCAAACCGCCAGACCAUCCAGCGCUGGUCUUUCUUCUCUAUAUUGGUUCCCAAACUCAGCUUUCUUCACAUAUUGAUGUAAUACCACCUGUGAUCACUAGGUUUCCUCACCUUGUGCACUUUCCCCUUCUCUCUAAGUCCUUAAACCUCUUCUUCCCAACUCUCUUCCAAUCUCUCCUGGCCUGCUUGCUCCUACCCUUCUCCAUCCCCUCUUUCUACUUGCCCUAAUAUAAGCCCCCCGGGUGCUCUCUCUGUCUCUGUCUCUCUGUCUGUCUGUCUGUUUCUGUCUCUCUGUCUCUGUCUGUCUGUCUCUGUCUGUCUGUCUGUCUCUCUCUCUCUGUCUCUCUCUGUCUCUGUCUCUGUCUCUCUGUCUCUGUCUCUGUCUGUCUGUCUGUCUCUCUCUCUCUGUCUCUCUCUGUCUCUGUCUCUGUCUCUCUGUCUCUGUCUCUGUCUCUCUGCCUGUUUCUGUCUCUCUGUCUCUGUCUCUGUCUGUCUGUCUCUCUCUCUCUCUGUCUCUCUCUGUCUCUGUCUCUGUCUCUCUGCCUGUUUCUGUCUCUCUGUCUCUGUCUGUCUGUCUGUCUCUCUCUCUGUGUCUCUGUCUGUCUCUGUCUCUGUCUCUCUGUCUCUCCUUCCUGCCCAGGCUCUGGAGAAGUAAAUUUCCCUCCCCUUAAGACGGGUGUGUGGGGCCUCAUUGUAUGGAAAAUCUGGUGCUACUGUAGAUUUAGGUGAGUUUGGGAAAUAUCUCCCCAUAUAAGUGAGCCCAGGGAGAAAGGGCGGAACCUACUAAAUACAAUCUCAGCUGAAGAUUUUCUUUUACUUUCUUUUCUACUCUUCUCUGCAUUAUUCCACCUUUCUACCCAGCUCCAAAGCAGCUCCAUCACCCAUUCUCUUUUUUGGCCACUCUCAUCUGUCCUGGCCAGGCCUGGAACCCACCCCUAGAGUCAGAAUUCGGACUUGGAAGAGACCUUUUCUAUCCACUGGGUGAACCCUAAAGAUGAAGACUGACUUCUUUCCAAGGAAAGUGCUUGGAAAGUAGAUAGAGAUCUGGCCUUGGAUCCAUGGUUCAAAUCCGGCCUCUGACAUAUAAUGGCCACCUGACCUUGCACAAGUCAUUUAAUAUCUCAAUGCCUUAGGCAGCUUUCUAGAACUAUAAAUUGCAGAGAAGAUGUGGGCCUACACUAGUAAAGGAAAUCUCCUUGCCUGCGAUUCCUUAUGCCCAUGAAGUCACAGGUCCGGUCCUUAUCCUUAUCCUUUCUUAGGGUUAGACUUUAAGGAAAGAAGAAAUUUAUAGAGAAUGUGGGAUUGUGAAGUUACAGAGCCCAGAGAGCUUCUGAUCUAAUCUAACCCCAGAGGCAGGAAUUUGUUCCCUUCCAAUUGCUCUGGUCCCAUUUCUCAAGAACAUUCUCUCCUUGGUGACUAUACCAACUAUUUGCUAACUGUGUGAGCAGGGAACAAGUCAAUUCACUUUCUUGACUCGUACCCUUCUUGUCCAUAGAAUGAAGAGGCUGGAUUAGAUGUCCCCGAAGGUCCCUUACGAUGCAAACCCCCAGGAUCUUGCCUUGUCCUCCCCCGACGUCUGGAACCUCACUUCCAGUUUCUUAUUAGUCCACCUUCCAAAAGCAUUAUCCAGAACAUCCCUAGCUCACCACCCCCACUGGGAAAUGCUUACUGAGUUCUUCAUGAAGAAAUUUCAUAUCCAGUUCCAUAUGAUCAGAUCUGCACAUAAGCCAUGACAAAUAUGAGUGAAGUUCCCACCCACCCACCCCCAUCUGGACAAGUAAAGAGGCUGUCCCAGUUUGGCCCACACCAAAGGGCCCUGAGAGAGGACGGCGAGGUUCUGGUGGUAGCCUUUUUUCAGAUCUUGCCUCAGUUGGGCUCUGCCUGGGGUUGCCUGAGAAAGUUACAGAAGCCGACCCUCAGCCCAGGUCCUUCCUACACACCCCUGGAUCUCAGCCCCUACCUGUCCUGGGGACAGGCUCAUGGGCAAGUGAACUUAGGUGGUCAUUGGCACUGGCAAAAGGGAGAGGAUAUUUGCCCUGAGAAACCCCCACCCUCCCUCUAGGACCUUUCACCAUAUCAUAGGCCACCAAGAUGGGACUUUUAUCCCCCUAACUGGUGUGAUGGCUCUCCUCCCUCUGUCUCCCUCAGAAAGGGGACAACUUCUUGGAAAUCCUAUAUUGUGCAUGGAUGGAAGGACAAUCACUUCCUGAGUUCUUAGUGAUUAUUCAUUUCUGGGGAAAUGGGAAGAGGGCAGAGGGAGCAAUGGGGGUGGCAAGGGUUGGGGGCUGCACAGUCACUUUUAUUUAUUGUUCACGGUUUUGCAAAUGUCAAAAUAUAAACCACCUUCCUGCCCAA